AUUGGUGGAAGGCGGUGCCGUGGCGAGCCCAGGCGAGCUGCAGAAGCCCUAAACUCCAGUUAGUAAGUACGUUUGCUUCAUCUCGGUAGAGAUUCCAGAAACAAAAUUAAAAUUGCCAUGGCCGGAAGGGAAGUGAGGGAAUACACUAAUCUAACGGAUCCUAAAGAUAAGAAAUGGGGAAAAGGAAAAGAUAAAAUAGACGAUGAAGACAUUACUUUCCAGCGAAUGGUUGCUAAGAUGCAAGAGGUUGCUGGAGAACGUGGAGGCUACCUUCAUGGACGGGGCGCCUUGGACAGUGAUGACUUACUUUAUCUCAAGGAGCAGAUGGAGGCUGAAGAGGAUGCAGAACGCCUCCUUCGCCGCACAGAAAAACGAGCAUUCGCUGCAUUUAAAAAAGCUGCGACUUUAGCAGACUCUUCACCUGCAUCAGUUCCCUUGCCACUUCGUGUUGAACCGAAGCCAAAAAGUGGGAUUAGGCAGCAGGAUCUACUAAAGAAGGUGGUGGAAGUGAAGCCCAAACGGCCACGAGUCUCGAACCAUUCCAGUGGAAGCCAUUCCAUGUCCACUUCAGUGGAUCAUCCAUCAGGAAAUUCUAAAUCUAUGGCUGACCAGGAGAAAUCAACUGUAGGCAAAGCCGGUGAGGCUAAUACGGAGAAUGUAGUUAGUAAUAAGCCUGGGCAGGUAAAACCUGUAAAAAGCUUGUUAGGGUUAGCAUAUGCGAGUUCUGAUGAUGAAGACUGAGGAAUGAAUAACAUUGAGCCAGCGGGCUGGUAUGUUACUUUGUUUAUUGAUUGAUUUUUGUAAUAUGCUUAGUAACAGAUUAUAUCCAAUCUCUGACCCAGAUUAUCAGUGUGAUUUGUAUGUUUGAUAAAGCACUAUUAGAAACUAAUAAUAUAGGAAGCACAUAAAUACUAAUUUCAUUUUGUGUUAUAAUUCAA
Messenger RNA from Ricinus communis (castor bean), 938 nucleotides. RefSeq lists its product as uncharacterized. The coding region runs from base 118 to 741 and encodes 207 amino acids. The record is from RefSeq and is a predicted model, not a curated record. The transcript has 6 exons. NCBI's taxonomy places the organism in Eukaryota, Viridiplantae, Streptophyta, Magnoliopsida, Malpighiales, Euphorbiaceae.